Messenger RNA from Ilex paraguariensis (yerba mate), 175 nucleotides. NCBI's taxonomy places the organism in Eukaryota, Viridiplantae, Streptophyta, Magnoliopsida, Aquifoliales, Aquifoliaceae. The record is from the annotation of a GenBank genome assembly.
AGUCAAUGAUGUAGUAGUUUUACCUAGGGACAAAAGGCAAAAACCCAAGAGGCUUUUGAAUAAGAGGACAUUGAAGAAAAGCAAGGCUAAGGCUGAGUAUACUAUAGUUGUUGAGCAAAGAGAAGAUGAGAUAAGGAAUCCACAUGUUGAGACUGGACCCAUACACCAACACUAG